This is a messenger RNA of Stylonychia lemnae, 4026 nucleotides long. The record is from the annotation of a GenBank genome assembly. Lineage: Eukaryota; Ciliophora; Spirotrichea; Sporadotrichida; Oxytrichidae.
AUGAUCAAGUAUCAUUAAAAUUUAGAGGCUAAGCGAUCUAAAAUAAACUUGGAACCCAUAUAAAAUGAUCAAAUAAAAAAUGACGUCGGUUUAAAACUAAAAAGUGGUUCUCCCAAUACUAGAUAAAAUCUGUUUGCUCAUACCAAUCCAACUUCUAGUCAAAAUAAAAAUUCUGUGUAAAUGCAUGCAUAAAAUCUUGAGAAACCUAGUAUCUUACAUAAUAUCUUAGGUUCAUAGAGAUCAUAAAAAAGAAGUAUGCAAACUGAAUAAAUUAAGGGCGAGGGUGUUCAGCUCUAAGUCAAAGACAUACUAAUCAAUCUAGAUGGUGUAAGCUAAACUGAUAAAGGCAAUAAUAAAGAAAAAUCAGUGCUUCUCCCAAAUGUUAUAAACUAGGAUAGUGCUCAUGGAACAGCAAAUUUAGAAAAGUAACUGCAAUACGGUAACUUAAAAUUUGAACGAUAAUCUAAUUUAGCAUAAGGUAGUUCCAAUGAUGUUCAAAUGUCCUCAACACAGACAGAGUUUAACAAAAUGAGUAGCAAAAAAUAAAAAUCCAAGAGUAAGAAGCACUAAUUAAAUAUGAAUGAAUGGGAUAUCAGACAAAGAAAGAUUUAAGGUCAAUAUGAAUCAAGAAAUAAAAAUGUUACAGUACCAAGUUAGUCAACUAAUAACACUCAAAAUGUAAUGAACUAGCCAUUUGUGGAAAAAGUUGAAGAUUCAUCACUCUAUAAUACAUCAACUAAUUAUAACUUUAUUAAAAAAAGUAUUAGAGAAAACACUCCUCGGACUAGAGAUAUGCCGGAUGAUCAUAAGAAACCUGAAAGAGAUGUUUUAAAACUUGACAACUAAUUUGUAUUUACAACAGCUGACUGUGAUGUUGAAAUUAAAACUUAAGAGUUACUUAACAAUCGGGCUAUAAUUAAAAUGAGCAAAUAAAAUUUUGAACUUUAUAAGGAAAGAGUUUUAAAUUAGUCAAUUCAGGCAAAGCAGUAAAGAAAUAAGACAAAUGGGCACGACCAAAAAUCAUAAAAGAGUCCAAAUAAGGAUUUUGAAUAGCUACUUAUCCAUCUGAGAAGUUAUCAGUAAUCUAAAACUUAAGAUAUAUAAACAUAGAAUACCUCUCCAGUACCAAACCAAAAUAUGCAACUAUUUGAAUUUCUAAAGCAGGAAAUUCGUAAUUCACGAGAUGGUUAAAUAAAUUAGAAAGAUGUUGAGUAUUUAAAGAAGUAGUUAUUUCAUCAUAAAAGCAACAAGCAGAGGAUACUUAGUCUGACCAAAACAUAGGUCUAGGAUUGUUUAAAGAAUUAAGAUACAAUUGAUCAAUAGAUGGAAGAUUUUAUAAAUUAUUACAAAAGUAAGAGUCCUGAAAUCAAAUCAAGCAAUAAUAAAGAUGAAAUUUCAGACUUAAGCCCUAGUUAAAAAGAUCUACUUUAGAUAUUAAGUGCUCAGACUUCAAAACAAAAAAGUGGUACUGGUGAAGUGAUGAAUGAAAAAAAUCCAUUGAAUAAACACAAGCAUGUCUAUGAAUUCUUGAAAAAUGCAAUCUAAAAAUUUGAUCCAAUGAUGAUGAAUCGAGUUUCUUAAUUCAAUACAGAAGAUAUUGAAACCAACAAGACGCAACUAUUUAGCCAUCUUUCAAAUGCAUUCUAAAUAUAGUCUUAUGAUUCACAGAAUAGUAGUUCCAAUAAUAUGAUACCUAAAAGCAUUCAAAAUAAAAUAAAAGAGAGAAGCAAUGAUUCAAAUAACAUUUCAGGUACUGGAUAACCCUAAUAACAGCAAAUUGGUAUCGGCAUGCAUAAUAGCCCACAUCCAAAUAAUUUAAUAUCAAAUCAAAAAUUUAAGUGGAUAAAUACCAGCAAAUAUCGUAGAUUUAAGCACAAUUAGCGUAAUACAGAUGAAGCAUCAGAUAUUAUGCAAUAAAGUUAUAAAAAUUUGGAACUUUCAGUAAAUAACGCAAUUCUUUAUAAGGGAGAUUAAAAGUUUCUAGUAACUGCAACUAAAAAUUUUAGCUAGUAACAAUAAGAUUCAAGAAAUAAAAAUGAUCACAGCAUCUAAAAAAAGAACAGAGAUGAUCAUUUUUCUUAAUCAGUACCUUAAUAGCAACAGCACUUUUUAAUUAUGUCAGAAUAAUAGAGUAAAGAUCUUAUCUAUACAGCUACAGAUCAAUCAUUUGAAAAUGUUCUUAGUCUCAAUCAAACUCAAAAUAUAAAAUUUAGUAAAAUGAAUUCAACUCGUCUUAAUUAUGAGAAACAAUAAAGAUCCCCUCUGAAGCUAACAUAAGACAUAAAAAAGCAAUAAGAGUUAAUUUAGAUUAUCUAAGAAAUAAAACCUCCAAUUAAAAUAUUCCAUCAUGAGGAUAACAUGGUCUAGGAAAACAAAUUCAAUUAAAUGCUUAUCCUUACAAAUCAUUUGAUAAGACUAACAUAGAAACCAUAUUAACAGAACAAUCACCUGCAAAUUACCAAUUAAGAUCUAAGAAUUUUAAAGAGAUCUGGAAUACUAAUUCCAAAAAACUUAGAAAAUCAUAACUUUAUAAGAUCUAGAGAAUUUUGCCAGUAAGCUAGAGAGAAAGCCUUAUAGAUGCUGACAAAAUAAAUAUAGAUUGAUAAUGAAGUACCUGCUAAAACGACAUAAGAUGUGAAUUUUAGCACUUAGUACGCGAAAUUCUAUGUUGGCUUUGGGAAUAAUUUCCCAUUAGUAAGGUCAAUUUUGAAAAAUAGGUGGUGGAUGUCAAUGGCAGACAAAGCCAACUUUGAAGAAUGCUAACUGAUUUGGACUUCCUGGAGGAAAUAAAAGUUCGUCGAAUAGUUAAUAAAAAAUGAGGAAUAUCAGUAGCAGGAAACAAAACUACAUAUUAAAAGAAUAUAUGCUAGAAUGGAAGAUAAUUUUCAUUUAACAAAUAAAAAGGGGCUUCUCUUAAAUAUGAAGGAAUUUUACCGAGCAAAGGGUAAAUGCAUUUUUGAAAGUCAUGUAUUCCCUCACACAUAUCUUGUGAAAAGUAGUCAUGAUGACAGUGAAUACUUAAAACUUGUUAAAUAUGCAACGUAACGCCCUGAUAGCAUUUGGAUUAUCAAACCUGGUGAAAAUUCUAAUAGAGGAUGUGGUAUUUCAUUAUGUCAGGGUGUAGAUGGAAUCUAAAAAGAGAUAGAGACUUUGGACAACUCUAAUGGAAUGUAUAGCAGUUCAAGUAAUAAUAGUGGAAUAAAUAGAACUUUAAUCAUCUAAAGCUACAUAACAAAUCCAUUGUUAAUUAAUAAAAGGAAAUUUGACAUAAGGGUUUAUGGACUCCUUACUUGUGUCUAUGGCAAGCUAAAAGGCUACUUUUAUGAGGAUGGGUAUCUAAGAACAAGUUCGAAAGAAUUUUAACUUGGAAACUUCUCUAAUAAAUACAUUCAUCUCACAAAUGAUGCUAUUUAAAAGAAAGCUGAGGAUUAUGGUAAAUUUGAGAACGGAAAUAAGCUUUCUUAUGCUGAAUUUCAAAAGUAUCUUGAAUCCAAUGAAUUUCUCUCAUCUAGCUAAUUUUCUACAGUUAACUUUAUGCAAGACAUAUUGCCUUAAAUUAGACAUUUGGUGUCAGAGUCGUUUAGAAGCGUCGCUUAUUAAAGAAUAGAUCCGCAUAGAAGAGUAAAUAGUUUUGAGAUAUUUGGUUUCGACUUCAUGAUAGAUUAAAACUUUGGAGUUUAUAUGAUUGAGGCAAACACUAAUCCCUGUAUUGAAAUAAAUAACAAUCCAGUUUUAGCAAGGAUAAUACCAAACAUGCUUGACAAUGCAUUUAGAAUUGCAGUUGAUCCGUUAAUUCCUCCACCAGAUCUAAACUUCAAAAGAGGAUAAGAAUAUUUAUAAGAAAACAAAUUCUCACAAGUCUUUGACUAUGAAGAGGAAAAGUAUCUAAUAGAAGAACUUUACAACAAAUUAAGACUAAAAGAUAUCUAAGAGGGAAAGAUAGCUUUGAAUGAGGAAAACUAAAACAUUUAUAAGGAACUUUAUGAGGAAAGUUAGGAUGAGGACGAGGAUACAAUUGGGUAAUGA